Hippocampus comes (tiger tail seahorse) is the source of this 898-nucleotide messenger RNA. It is a transcript of the gene tfpi2, whose product is annotated as tissue factor pathway inhibitor 2. Lineage: Eukaryota; Metazoa; Chordata; Actinopteri; Syngnathiformes; Syngnathidae. The transcript has 5 exons. Gene Ontology annotation, biological process: negative regulation of peptidase activity. The record is from RefSeq and is a predicted model, not a curated record. Gene Ontology annotation, cellular component: extracellular region. Bases 63 to 731 code for a protein of 222 amino acids. Gene Ontology annotation, molecular function: serine-type endopeptidase inhibitor activity.
ACAACGCUAUAAAACAGGCGUCGGCUUGGAGAGUCGCGGCAGAGAAACACACUGGAAGCACAAUGGAGUUUUGCUUAUUGAUCCUAUUUGCUUUUUGCUCCUCUUUUUCCCAAGCGUUGGCGCUGCGACCCCGAGGUGUGUGCCUCCUCCAAGUCGACGAGGGUCCCUGCAGAGCCGAAAUGGAACGUUACUACUACAACACCAUCACCCAAAAGUGCGAGCUGUUCUACUACGGAGGGUGCCAAGGCAACGCCAACAACUUUAAGACUUAUCACGAGUGCCACAAAACAUGCUUUAGAAUACCGAAGAUCCCUCAGACGUGCAGGUUUCCCAUGGAGGAGGGGCCCUGCCGAGCCCUCUUCAGCCGCUAUUUCUUCAACAUGACCAGCAUGCAGUGUGAGCUUUUUUACUACGGCGGCUGCCAGGGCAAUGACAACCGCUUCCCCGACUUGACUUCCUGCAAGGAGUACUGCAGCCCGCGAAAAUCGGUUCCCGUGCUGUGCCUGGACCCUCUGGACAAAGGCAAAUGUUCUGCCUCCAUACCACGCUACUACUACAACAAGACCACCAAGACCUGCGAGGAGUUCACGUAUUCAGGCUGCGGUGGGAGCAGCAACAAUUUCGUCUCCAGGCACAGCUGCAUGGACGUGUGUGUUAAAGGAGGUAAAAAGGGCAGCGGAGGAAAAAUGCGCCGCCUGAGACGAAACCGCAUCACUUUCUUGCAAGCGUAGACUGACGGACUCCCGCGCACGCCUGUAUUUUCCAUAUUUUGACUUUGACGGCAACAUGUUCUGUUGCACUUUUGAGACUGUAAGAUUGUAAUGUAUGUUUUAUGCGCCGGUAGACGAAGCACUAUUUUGUGUAAAUAUCUAUAUUUUAUAAAGUAUUUUUUACUAUU